AUGUUCUCCGCCCAUUCUGAACUCCCAUCUCAUCGUCUUCAGAACAUCAUCAUUAUCCUCCGACGUGCCAACUCCCGAUACACCGAUGUCGCCUCUCGCAUUCGUGCCUCCCUUCGUCCAACUUUCCACGCUCGCAAGCGUGCUGCGGAGCUUAGACUGGGCGUUGACAUUGGCAAGGCUAUCCGUUGCGAGCAACGCCAAGUGAGCAUCGUUCCGCUACCAGUGCUGGAUCUCGGUACCAGCCCAGUGACCGGGACGAUCGAACCUAUUGUGCCGAUCAUCUGCAACGGCAACAGCAAUAGCAAGAAACGCCCUGUUCUCAGGUGUGCCAUUCCGACACACCCAGUCAUUCACCAGCCACGCCAACUCGCGUCCUCUAUAUCUCGGUACCGUCUUGUUACAGACGGUCGUCCCUUCCCUCCCCACCAUCUUCCUUCGUCUCCUGUGGAUAAUACCCCAGUAGAGGCCACGCCGAUAGGGGAUGAGGAAAUCAACACGUCGCUUUUCGUGGACGUCAAGGGACUCAUUAGCUGGAACUUCACUAACACGGACGUUUCGUCAGCCUCCUCGACAGAAUCUAGAUUGACGUUUCCGUCAUCUUGUUCAAGUUCGGCUUCUGAGACAAACGGUCCACUGACACCUGACGUUUAUGACGUUUAUCCCCUUCUGAUUCGCACUAAACGUAAGUCUGCGAAUGCGGCGGAUGUAGACACGCUCGAAAAACGUCCAAAAUUUGAGAAAAAGGAAUGGCCUUCCCCCGCAGUUCAAAGAAAUGUCGCUGCCAAGCCAUCACCUGUAUCACGCUCUUUUACGCCCAACUCACUGAUUUCUGUCGUUUUCUUCUCUACCGUCGCCAAUGACCUUUCUACUCAUCGACGUUGUACUACAAUAUGA
This is a messenger RNA of Laccaria bicolor S238N-H82, 894 nucleotides long. RefSeq lists its product as uncharacterized. Bases 1 to 894 code for a protein of 297 amino acids. NCBI's taxonomy places the organism in Eukaryota, Fungi, Basidiomycota, Agaricomycetes, Agaricales, Hydnangiaceae. The transcript is spliced from 5 exons. The record is from RefSeq and is a predicted model, not a curated record.